Messenger RNA from Rhizopus microsporus ATCC 52813, 351 nucleotides. Its product is annotated as transcription initiation Spt4. Bases 1 to 351 code for a protein of 116 amino acids. Gene Ontology annotation, cellular component: DSIF complex; nucleus. The transcript is spliced from 4 exons. The record is from RefSeq and is a predicted model, not a curated record. NCBI's taxonomy places the organism in Eukaryota, Fungi, Mucoromycota, Mucoromycetes, Mucorales, Rhizopodaceae. Gene Ontology annotation, biological process: mRNA processing; chromatin organization; regulation of transcription elongation by RNA polymerase II. Gene Ontology annotation, molecular function: RNA polymerase II complex binding; zinc ion binding.
AUGUCACAAGUUUUGCCAAUCGACAAAAAGCAGCUUCGUGCUUGCUUAUUAUGUUCACUUAUAAAGAAUGCAUCUCAAUUUAGAGCCAAUGGUUGUGAAAACUGUGACGAAAUACUGCAGAUGAGAGGAAGUAUGGAUCGUGUUAUAGAAUGUACAAGCUCCAAGUUUGAAGGUUUCAUAGCCAUGAUGAACCCAAAAGAAAGUUGGGUUGGCAGGUGGCAACGCAUAGAUAAAUUUACAAGAGGAUUAUAUGCAAUUCGUGUGUAUGGAAGAAUACCAGAGGAUGUAGAAGAUGAUUUAGCAAGGCGUGGUAUUCCAUAUAAACCCAGAGAUGGAAGUAUGGCUGAUUAA